This is a messenger RNA of Astrephomene gubernaculifera, 1638 nucleotides long. The record is from the annotation of a GenBank genome assembly. Lineage: Eukaryota; Viridiplantae; Chlorophyta; Chlorophyceae; Chlamydomonadales; Astrephomenaceae.
GUUCAACUGCUUUCGCUAGAUACAUAACGCUAAGCCCUAGCUAACCUAAUGAUUGCAAGCAGUGAGGAGGUUAUGGAUAAGAUACGCGAACGGUUGGCAGCGGGUGUCCUUUUCAUAGCCUGUGUUGAAUUUAUAAAGGCCUUGCAAUAGACGCUUAUAGUGUCUUUACGUAGCACGGGAUCGACCACUCCUUUUUCGGAUAAAGACCGAGCCAUGGCAAGCAUGCAUAACUCAAAGUCAGCCUUGCACGCACGCACUCGCCAGUCCAGCUAUGACUUAACCCAUAACACAUCGCGCUUUAAUCGCGCCGCUUGCCGGGCAGCAACCGGGAGGCUCCUGUCCAACCGCGCAGCAGCAGGAGGGCCCUCCUCCGGCGGCAACUCGCCUGCAGAUGACGAGCCCCCCAAACUGCCCUCCGGCAACGCGCUGGAAGCCACCAUUCGUCGCAAGCAGCGGGAGUUAGAGGCGGCGAUUCGCGAACUGGGUAUGGAGGCGCUGGAUGAACGGCUGCGUUCCGCCGCCCAGCUACCCGCCCGCCCGCCCUACCGCCUGGCCUCCCUGAUAGCGGAGGAGGUGCCGCAGGGUCGCCCCGUGCUGCUGUUUGAGGUCGCUCGCCCCGACCCCACCACCUCCUCCGCCCAGCUCGCGCAGCUGGCGGCCGCCUACGUGAGCCGCGGCGGCGCGGGGGCGCUGGCUGUGCGCACCGACUCCGCCGCCACCCCCGCCGGCCUGCGGGACCUGUUCAGUGUGACGCAGGCGCUGCCGCGGGUGCCGGUGCUGGCGCGAGACUGGCUGCUGCACCCGCUGCAGGUGUGUGAGUUCAAGGAGGCCGGGGCGGCGGGCGCCAUCGGCAUUGUCAACCAGGUCAGCGGUCGCGGCACGGGCCUGCUGAGCAGCUUCAGCGCGGCGCUGGGUCUGGAUGCGCCGGUGGAGGUGGUCAACACGCGCGAGGUGGAGCAGCUGGCGCAGCAGGGUGUGGUGUUCUACGCCGCCAACGUGGGGGUGGGCCUCACGCUGGCCGCCCCCGGACUGGCCGCGCAGGUGGCGGAGGGACUGCUGCGGGAGCUGCCGGCGGGGGCGAUCAGCAUGGUGGGUGUGCGGUCCGUGCAGGGGGCUGCUGCCGCCCGCCGCGCCGGCGCCGACUGCCUGCUGGUGAAGGCGGAGCUGCUGCACUCGUACGGCGAGGACGUGGCGGCGCUGGGGGCGGACCUGCAGUACGCGGUCAGCUUGGACGACUGACCCGCGGGUCGCUUGGCGAUUUUGGGGGGGAACAGUACAUGAGAAGUGAAGCGACUGGAGUUUGGGUGGGGGCAAAAAAGAAAGAAAUAUCAAGCUGCAAUUGAGGGAGGGGCAUGAUGGGGUGAAUAACAGUGUAUCAUCGUAAUGGGUCGGGGGUCGCCAUGCUGACUCCUGCAUGAGGUGCUGAUGGUGGGUGGGGAUGGCGGUUGACGUUAUCCGUGGUCGGUUGCGGUUAGGGGGGCGUCCACUGGUGACUUGAGGCGUCUAGUGUCUCACGCCUUGCAUUGAGCGACACCCGACAUGGUCCACGUUGGGGUGCGUGGCAGCUGGCAGCUGGAGGUGCCAGAUGGUACACGACACGUACUAACAGCCCUGUCAGUCUGUUACACACUCUGUUGC